This is a messenger RNA of Pipistrellus nathusii (Nathusius's pipistrelle), 2220 nucleotides long. Lineage: Eukaryota; Metazoa; Chordata; Mammalia; Chiroptera; Vespertilionidae. The record is from the annotation of a GenBank genome assembly.
AUGAUACAUAUGCUAAAUGCAGCAGCGGAUCGAGUGAAAUGGACCAGAUCCGGUGCUGCUAAAAGGGCUGCCUGCCUGGUGGCUGCCGCAUAUGCAAUGAAAACCCUCUAUCCCAUCAUUAGCAAGCAUUUAAAGCAAACUGGCCACAGGAAGAAAAAAGAAGCUCGCGGGGCUGCAGAGGACAGAGAAACACUGCAUUGCACCGAGAUUACUCGUAAAAAACCUUCCCCCGGAGUGAAUGCAGAUUUUUUCAAACAGCUCCUAGAACUUCGGAAAAUCCUCUUUCCAAAACUUGUGACCACUGAGACAGGAUGGCUCUGCCUCCACUCGGUGGCUCUCAUCUCAAGAACCUUUCUGUCUAUCUAUGUGGCUGGUCUGGAUGGGAAAAUUGUAAAAAGCAUUGUGGAAAAGAAGCCUCGGACUUUCACCAUCAAAUUGAUCAAGUGGCUCCUGAUUGCCAUCCCCGCCACCUUUGUCAACAGUGCAAUAAGGUACCUGGAAUGCAAGCUGGCUUUGGCCUUCAGAACUCGCCUCGUAGACCAUGCCUAUGAAACCUAUUUUGCAAAUCAGACAUAUUAUAAAGUGAUCAAUAUGGAUGGGAGGCUGGCAAACCCUGACCAGUCGCUUACUGAAGAUAUUAUGAUGUUCUCCCAGUCUGUGGCUCAUUUGUAUUCCAAUCUGACCAAACCUAUUUUAGAUGUAAUUCUGACCUCUUACACCCUCAUCCAGACUGCUACAUCAAGAGGUGCAAGCCCAGUGGGACCCACCCUCUUAGCAGGGCUUGUGGUAUAUGCCACUGCUAAAGUGUUGAAAGCCUGUUCUCCCAAGUUUGGUAAACUGGUGGCCGAAGAAGCUCAUAGAAAAGGCUAUUUACGGUAUGUGCACUCCAGAAUUAUAGCCAAUGUUGAAGAAAUUGCCUUUUACAGAGGACAUAAGGUGGAAAUGAAACAACUUCAGAAAAGUUACAAAGCUUUAGCAGAUCAGAUGAACCUCAUUUUAUCCAAACGUCUGUGGUACAUUAUGAUAGAGCAGUUCUUGAUGAAGUAUGUUUGGAGUGGCAGUGGACUAAUUAUGGUGGCUGUACCUAUUAUCACUGCAACAGGCUUUGCAGAUGGUGAAGAUGGUCAAAAACAAGCUAUGGUUAGUGAACGGACAGAAGCCUUUACCACUGCUCGAAAUUUAUUGGCCUCUGGAGCUGAUGCUAUUGAACGGAUUAUGUCUUCAUAUAAAGAGGUCACUGAAUUAGCAGGCUAUACCGCUCGAGUGUACAAUAUGUUUUGGGUAUUUGAUGAAGUAAAAAGAGGCAUUUAUAAGAGAACUGCUGUCGUGCAAGAUUCUGAAAACCAUAACAAGAACGGAGCUGUUAUAGAGUUAUCCUUCAAUAACACGCUGGAAAUCAAAGGAAAAGUUAUUGAUGUGGAUCAUGGAAUUAUUUGUGAAAAUGUUCCGAUAAUUACACCAACGGGAGAAGUGGUGGCUUCCAGUCUAAACUUCAAAGUACAAGAAGGAAUGCAUCUUUUGAUAACUGGUCCCAAUGGCUGUGGGAAGAGUUCUCUCUUCAGAAUUUUAAGUGGGCUCUGGCCUGUGUACAAGGGAGUCCUCUAUAAGCCACCUCCCCAACAUAUGUUCUAUAUUCCACAAAGGCCAUACAUGUCUCUUGGAAGUCUUCGGGAUCAAGUCAUCUAUCCUGAUUCAGUGGAUGACAUGCAUGAUAAAGGCUACACAGACCAAGACCUGGAAUAUAUCCUACGCAAUGUCCACCUCUAUCACAUCGUUCAAAGAGAAGGAGGAUGGGAUGCUAUUAUGGACUGGAAAGAUGUCCUAUCAGGAGGGGAAAAGCAAAGAAUGGGCAUGGCUCGAAUGUUUUAUCAUAGACCAAAAUAUGCAUUGCUGGAUGAAUGUACCAGUGCUGUCAGCAUUGAUGUUGAAGGAAAGAUAUUUCAGGCUGCAAAAGGCGCUGGAAUUUCCUUGCUAUCCAUAACACACAGGCCUUCUCUUUGGAAAUACCACACUCAUUUAUUACAGUUUGAUGGUGAAGGAGGCUGGCGCUUUGAACAAUUGAAUUCUGCAAUCCGUUUAACACUGAGUGAAGAAAAACAAAAACUAGAAUCUCAGCUAGCUGGAAUUCCCAAAAUGCAGCAGAGACUCGAUGAAUUAUGUAAAAUUUUGGGUGAAGACUCAGUACUGAAAACAAUCAAAAAUGAAGAUAAAACAUCAUAA